This is a messenger RNA of Chrysoperla carnea, 3178 nucleotides long. It is a transcript of the gene pug, whose product is annotated as C-1-tetrahydrofolate synthase, cytoplasmic. The coding region runs from base 163 to 2973 and encodes 936 amino acids. The transcript is spliced from 14 exons. The record is from RefSeq and is a predicted model, not a curated record. Gene Ontology annotation, molecular function: formate-tetrahydrofolate ligase activity; methylenetetrahydrofolate dehydrogenase (NADP+) activity; methenyltetrahydrofolate cyclohydrolase activity. Lineage: Eukaryota; Metazoa; Arthropoda; Insecta; Neuroptera; Chrysopidae. Gene Ontology annotation, biological process: tetrahydrofolate interconversion. Gene Ontology annotation, cellular component: cytosol.
UUUCUAAUGUCAAUAACAAGACCAAUAUUGCAAUAAAAAAUAAGCUAUUCAAUAAAAAAAUACCUAAUUAAGGUUAUAGUUAUUGAUUCCGGAUAAGUUUCUUUCGUUUUUUUAUUGACUUAUAGUGAAUUAUUUGACCGCAAAUAGGACCGUGUUGCAACAAUGGCAAGCGAUUCCGCUCGUGGACAAAUUUUAUCUGGGACCGAAAUAGCAGCUGAUAUUCGUUCAAAAUUAACAGCUGAAGUAAGUGAAUUGAAACAAAAAGUACCAGGAUGGGCACCUGGAUUAGCAAUCGUUCAAGUAGGCGGGCGAGAAGAUUCGAACGUUUAUAUACGGAUGAAAAUGAAAGCUGCUCAAGAUAUUGGUAUUAAGGCUGAACAUAUUAAAUUACCAAAAAGUAUUACGGAAUUAGAGCUUUUGCAAAAACUACAAAAAUUAAAUGAUGAUCCAAAUGUUCAUGGUAUUAUUGUUCAAAUGCCCCUAGAUUGUGAGAAAAAAAUUGAUUCACAUUUAAUAACAGACGCUGUAUCACCAGAUAAAGAUGUGGAUGGAUUGUGUACAAUUAACGAAGGUCGUUGUGCAACUGGUGAUAUGUCUGGUUUUGUACCAUGUACACCAUUUGGUUGUUUAGAAAUGAUUCGUCGAAGUGGUGUACCAAUUGCUGGAGCCCGAGCAGUAGUUUUAGGACGUAGUAAAAUUGUUGGUACACCAGCAGCUGAAUUAUUGAAAUGGAAUCAUGCAACUGUUACUGUAUGCCAUUCAAAAACAAAGAAUAUUGAUAAAAUUUGUGCAGAAGCUGAUAUAUUGGUAGUUGGUAUUGGUCAACCUGAAUUGGUGCGUGGUAGUUGGGUAAAACCAGGAGCAGUUGUAAUCGAUUGUGGUAUUAAUGCAAUUCCAGAUUCAACAAAGAAGAGUGGCCAACGUUUAGUUGGGGAUGUUGCAUACGAAGAAGCUCGUUUAGUUGCGUCAUACAUUACCCCAGUACCCGGUGGUGUUGGACCUAUGACUGUUGCAAUGCUAAUGAAAAAUACUGUACUGAGUGCUAGUCGCGCAGUUGAUAGAUUAUUAAAUUGUUCAUGGGCUUUAAGACCGCUAUCUUUACAAAAACAAAAACCAGUCCCCAGUGAUGUAGUAAUUGCUCGAUCACAAACUCCAAAAGAUAUCAGUAUUUUAGCAAAGGAAAUUGGAUUAUACAAUAAUGAAAUCUCACAAUAUGGAAAUACUAAAGCAAAAAUAUCGUUAGCAGUAAUUGAUCGCUUAAAAAAUCAGCCUAAAGGAAAAUAUGUAGUCGUUGUUGGAAUCACACCAACGCCUUUGGGAGAAGGAAAAAGUACCACAACAGUUGGUUUAGUACAGGCUCUUACAGCACAUAAAAAUAAAAACGCAAUAGCCUGUCUCAGACAACCAUCACAAGGGCCUACAUUUGGAAUAAAAGGAGGAGCAGCUGGAGGUGGCUAUGCUCAAGUAAUACCAAUGGAAGAUUUUAAUUUACAUUUAACGGGUGACAUUCAUGCAGUAACAGCUGCAAAUAAUCUUCUAGCAGCACAAUUAGAUGCACGCAUAUUCCACGAAGCAACUCAACCAGAUGGACCAUUAUUCAAUCGAUUAGUCUCAGCUAAAAAAGGAUUUUCUAAGAAUCAAUUAAGACGAUUAACUCGACUAGGAAUAAAUAAAACUGAUCCAAAAACUUUUACUGAUGAAGAAAAAGUUAAAUUUGCACGGUUAAAUAUUGAUCCACAAAAUGUUGUUUGGACUCGAGUUAUGGACAUUAAUGAUCGAUACUUGCGGAAAAUAACAGUUGGACAGGCACCAACAGAAAAAGGUCUUACACGUGAGACUAGUUUUUCAAUUUCCGUUGCUAGUGAAAUUAUGGCUAUUCUUGCAUUAGCAACUGAUUUAGAAGAUAUGAAAGAACGAUUAAGAAAAAUGAUCGUUGCUUUUGAUAAAACCGGAAAUCCAGUAACUGCUGAUGAUUUGGGUGUAGCAGAAGCUUUAUUAAUUUUGUUAAAAGAUGCAAUUGAACCAACAUUGAUGCAAACAUUAGAAGGUGGACCUGUAUUAGUACACGCUGGUCCAUUUGCCAAUAUUGCACAUGGCUGUUCUUCAAUUAUUGCUGAUUCCAUUGGUCUUAAAUUAGUCGGUGGUGAUGGCUUUGUCAUAACAGAGGCUGGUUUUGGCUCAGAUAUAGGAAUGGAAAAAUUCUUCGAUAUAAAAUGUCGUAUUUCAAAAGAAACUCCCAACUGUAUUGUACUUGUUGCAACAAUUAGAGCGUUAAAAAUGCACGGUGGUGGUCCAGCGGUAACAUCCGGUGCCCCAUUAGCGGCUGAAUAUACAAACGAGAAUUUAGAUUUAUUAGAAAAAGGAAUUCCAAAUCUUGUACGGCAUAUAGAAAAUGGAAAGAAAUUUGGAAUUCCAGUGGUAGUUGCUGUCAACUCUUUUGUUACCGAUUCACAAUCAGAAAUUGAGCUUGUUAAAAAGGCAGCUAAAAACGCUGGUGCUUUCGAUGCCGUAUGUUGUAGUCAUUGGGCAGAAGGUGGAGAAGGUGCUUUAGAACUUGCUGAAGCAGUCGAAAAAGCAUCAAACUCCGCAAGCAAUUUCAAAUUAUUGUAUCCAUUAAAUUCAUUAAGUAUUACUCAAAAAAUUGAACACAUUGCUAGAGAAAUGUACGGAGCCGGUGGUAUUGAAUUAAAUGAAAAAGUUAAAACGCAAAUAGAAGUGUACGAAAAACAGGGUCUUGGCAACUUACCUAUAUGUAUGUCAAAAACAUCAAUGUCGUUAACUGGUGAUCCAAACAUUAAAGGAGCUCCAACCGGUUUCACAUUGAAAAUUUCAGACAUUUUUGUAUCAGCUGGUGCUGGAUUUAUUGUUCCUAUGGUUGGAGAGAUAUCUAAAAUGCCAGGACUUCCUACACGUCCUAGCUUUUACGAUAUGGAUUUGGAUACUACAACGGGAGAAAUUGAAGGAUUAUUUUAAUUAUUAAUUAUGUUUUGUGAAUUCCUAGUUUGUAGUACAUUUGCGUAAAUCUUUCGAUUCAGUACUAUAUUAGUAUUAAGAAUACUAAAAACUAAUUUGUAUCUUAAAGUUAUUUUUAUAUUGAAUUUUUUAAGAUUUUAUGUAUUUAAUACAGAACUGAUAGUUUAAAUGUGGAAAUUAUAAAAAAAAAACAUAUUUUAUACAA